Molecule: messenger RNA, 884 nt
Organism: Dromiciops gliroides (monito del monte)
Lineage: Eukaryota; Metazoa; Chordata; Mammalia; Microbiotheria; Microbiotheriidae
Gene: RNF186
Product: ring finger protein 186
Exons: 1
Coding region: 150-884 (244 amino acids)
Biological process (GO): protein K63-linked ubiquitination; protein localization to mitochondrion; intrinsic apoptotic signaling pathway in response to endoplasmic reticulum stress
Cellular component (GO): endoplasmic reticulum membrane
Molecular function (GO): ubiquitin protein ligase activity
Source: RefSeq, a predicted model, not a curated record
CCAGUAACAGCACAACAGGGGCCGAACCCAAGAGGCAGCUAUCAUCAAAGGCUCAGGCACGUGAGGGAAAAGCAGCAGAUAAAAAGCCCUGCACAACUUUAUCCAAGCCCAGCCAAACCAAGUGGGUUGCAGUCAGUGCAGUUUCUGGAAUGGAGGAGACAGAAGGCCAACUUUCCGAGGGAGCAGAAAUAGGUAUAGCAGACCCGGCAGCAUCCCCAGGAGUCUGUGCCCACGCCCCAGAGCAGGCAGAAAUGCCCCAGCCUAAAUCCCUGGGAGCACUGGCCACUGAAACAGAGGCACUGGCUUCCCCCAGUCCUGCUGACGGAGAGUUGGAGUGCCUGGUGUGCUGCCACAGAUACAGCUGUCAGCGGCCCCCCAAAGUGCUCAGCUGCCAACAUGUCUUCUGCGCCGUGUGCCUGAAGUUCCUUCUGACCAUCCAGGAGGACACCUGGAGAGUCAUCUGCCCCCUGUGCCGCAUGGGCACGUCCGUCCCCGGGGGGCUGAUCUGCAACCUUCGGGACCAGGAACAGGUCAUGGGGAGGCUCAGUCCCGAAGUGCAGCUCUCUCCCCAGCAGCUCACUCAGCCCUCAGGAGGAGGGGUGCCCAGCAUGACGGGGGAGGACGGGGAGGACUCGGCCAGUGCCAAUCAGGUGGCUGCCCGGAGGUUGGCUGUCCACUUGCUACUGCUGGUGCUUCUCAUCUUCCUCAUCCUCCCUUUCGUCUACCCUGGCAUGAUCCGGUGGGUCCUGGUCUUCGUUCUGUGUGUAGCACUGUUGCUCUCCUCCAUGUUCUGCUGCCUACCGUGCGGCAGAGGCUGCUGCAACCCUGCCAAAACCCUCCUUCCUGGACAGCAGAAACACAGCCAUGUGGCUUCGAUUGCCUGA